AAAAAAUAUUAAAUUACCGAAAAAAAGGAACCUUGGAAGGCGAAGAGAAAGGUUGUUGCCGUUGGGGUUUACUGACUGCACUUGAGUUGAGAAGAAAGCUGACGAUGGAUCGGUUGCGCCCUCGUAACAGAGCCGUCUUUUCUGGUUUCACUAACGCCGAGAUUGAGAAAAUGGAGAAAUUGCUUAGAGAAUCAAGAAGACAAUCAUUCACACCCGAUUUUUACCAAAAACUAGCUAAAAGUUUCAACUAUUCAUCUGGUCGUGCUGGUAAACCUAUCAUCAAAUGGACUGAGAUAGAAAGUUGGUUUCAGACUAGGCUCCAAGACUCUCCUCAAGUCCCUGAAAAUGAGUUGUUGUCUCCUCAAGGCCUGCAAUGUAAGGAAGGAGAAAUUAUCCGAGACCCAUCAGAGUUGGAAUUUGAAGCUAGGUCUUCAAAAGAUGGGGCAUGGUAUGAUGUUGAGACAUUUGUUGAUCACAGAUUUCUUAGCACAGGGGAAGCUGAAGUCCAAGUCAGAUUUGUUGGGUUUGGAGCUGAGGAAGAUGAGUGGGUCAACAUAAAAAAUUCAGUCCGAGAACGCUCAGUUCCUUUCGAAAACACAGAGUGUUCCAACCUGAAAGUUGGAGACCCUGUCUUAUGCUUCCAGGAGAGGAGAGAUCAAGCUAUUUACUACGACGCCCACAUUGUAGAGAUCCAAAGGAGAAUGCAUGAUAUCCGAGGUUGCAGGUGUCACAUCUUAAUCCGGUAUAAUCAUGACAACUGUGAGGAAAGAGUUCGCUUGAGGAGACUUUGCCGCAGACCAAGAUCUUAGGUAUAUUUGACAUAAAUUCAUUUGGGUUCCUUUUUGCAUAAAUAUAAUAGCUAGGCAGGAAUCAAAAACAGCAAUUGACAUUUUGAGUAUUUGGGUUCUUUUCUGCAUAAAUAUAAUAGCUAUAACAUGUAUUCUACCCCUUUCUAAUUUUUGGUUGGAGUGAAUGUGCUUAAAAUUUGGAAGGGGAGGCUUUUGGAAAAUGUUUUUAUGUUGUUACUAAAUUAUGUCAUUUAUGUUUUUCUGUUAUUAAUUUUGUAGAGAAUGGCAU
This is a messenger RNA of Cicer arietinum (chickpea), 1077 nucleotides long. Its product is annotated as protein SAWADEE HOMEODOMAIN HOMOLOG 1-like. Lineage: Eukaryota; Viridiplantae; Streptophyta; Magnoliopsida; Fabales; Fabaceae. The record is from RefSeq and is a predicted model, not a curated record. Gene Ontology annotation, molecular function: chromatin binding.